Olea europaea var. sylvestris is the source of this 688-nucleotide messenger RNA. Its product is annotated as sodium/calcium exchanger NCL-like. NCBI's taxonomy places the organism in Eukaryota, Viridiplantae, Streptophyta, Magnoliopsida, Lamiales, Oleaceae. The record is from RefSeq and is a predicted model, not a curated record. Gene Ontology annotation, biological process: calcium ion transmembrane transport; intracellular calcium ion homeostasis. The transcript has 3 exons. Gene Ontology annotation, cellular component: membrane. The coding region runs from base 216 to 593 and encodes 125 amino acids. Gene Ontology annotation, molecular function: calcium:proton antiporter activity.
UACAAAAUUGGCUUGCUAAAGCCGUUCGUGUUGCUAAAUGCUCUGAUAAGACUAAAAGUGUGGAUAAAUUUGACAGGAUUGUAUGGGAUAAAUUUGUUUACAGACAAUCUUACUGGAAUUUUGUAACAUGUGUAUUUAGAAUUGUGUUGGGUAUUGUUAUAUUGACCUUCAUUGGAGGACCUCUCACAACAAGUAUCCUACAGUUAUCAUAUGCCAUGAGUGUGCCUUCUUUCUCCAUCUCAUUUGUCAUAGUGCCAUUGGCAAUGAAUGCAAGAAUCUUAAUAGAAGCUAUCUUUCCAGUCAGUAAAAAGACUGAAAAAACUGCAUCUUUAACAUUCUCUGAGAUUUAUAGUAGCGUCGUAAUGAACAACAUCUCAGGUUUGACAACACUAUUAGCAGUUGUAUACGCCAAGGACUUGCCAUGGGAUUAUUCUGCAGAAGUGCUAACUAUUUUGGUUGUCUGUGCUAUAGUAGGGAUUUUGGGAGUCUCACGUACCGAAUAUCCUUUUUGGACUUGCUUAUUAGCAUUUUUCCUCUAUCCAUUCUCCUUGGGGCUUUAUUGUUUUGUUGUACUUGUUCUUCACUGGAAUUAACCUGAUCAUGUUUCUUGGGUAUUUUACUCUUUUCUGCCGAAAUAAAGAUGAUAUGUUCAGGAAAGAAAUAAAAGAGAUAUUAUUGUCUACAAGCA